Molecule: messenger RNA, 5424 nt
Organism: Chanos chanos (milkfish)
Lineage: Eukaryota; Metazoa; Chordata; Actinopteri; Gonorynchiformes; Chanidae
Gene: unc13a
Product: unc-13 homolog A (C. elegans)
Exons: 45
Coding region: 1-5424 (1807 amino acids)
Biological process (GO): synaptic transmission, glutamatergic; presynaptic dense core vesicle exocytosis; synaptic vesicle priming
Cellular component (GO): plasma membrane; neuromuscular junction; synaptic vesicle membrane
Molecular function (GO): calmodulin binding; calcium ion binding; syntaxin-1 binding
Source: RefSeq, a predicted model, not a curated record
AUGUCACUUCUCUGUGUUGGAGUGAAAAAAGCCAAGCUUGAUGGACCGCAGGAGAAACUGAACACCUAUGUGACGCUGAAAGUGCAGAACGUGAAAAGCACCACCAUCGCCGUGCGUGGAAAUCAGCCAUGCUGGGAGCAGGACUUUAUGUUUGAGAUUAACAGGCUGGAUCUGGGCUUGACGGUGGAGGUGUGGAAUAAGGGGCUGAUUUGGGACACCAUGGUGGGAACCCUGUGGGUGCCGCUGCGGAAUAUUCGGCAGUCCAACGAGGAAGGCCCAGGGCAGUGGCACACACUGGACUCUCAGGUCAUCAUGUCAGAGAACGAGAUCUGUGGAACCAAAGACCCUACCUUCCACCGCCUUCUGCUCGACACACGCUUCGAACUGCCUUUAGACAUCCCUGAGGAAGAGGCACGGUACUGGGCCAAAAAGCUGGAGCAGCUCAACUCCAUGAGAGAUCAGGAUUACACGUACCAGGAACCUCACGAGCAACCACUUCCAGCUCCAUCAACACAGUGCUGUAACUGGAGCCUUUGGGGGGAGCAGCAGAAUGAUGAUCCAGACAGCGCAGUGGAUGACAGAGACAGCGAUUACCGCAGCGAGACCAGUAACAGCGUCCCUCCACCCUACUACACCACGUCCCAGCCCAACGCCUCCAUGCACCAGUACCCAAUCAGACACUACCACCACGACUCACGCUACGGCCACAUGCACGACUAUGACUACGACGACCAGAGAGGCAUGAGACGCUAUGAUAGUUUAGAGUCUGGCACCAACGGCCGCAGCGAUCUUGAUUCGGCCUCGGGUUCGAGCCGGCGAACCAGCCGCCAGUACUCCCUAGACAGUAGGCACUCGCUCUCUGAUAGUCCAACGGGGAGCAGCCACUACGCCUCCUCGGGGGAGCUGAGCCGCGGGAGCUCCCAGCUGAGCGAGGAGUUUGGUCCGGAUGACGGGGAGAGUUACCGGGGUUCCGAAUACUACGACGAGAACGACUCCUACCAUUCCUGUCACUCGUCCGUCAGCUACGGCAAAGACUCGCCCGGCUGGGACGCCGAAGACACGGCGGGGGUGUACAGCGACGAGGGGGGGUACGUCAAAGAUGGAGGCGAGGAAGGAGCCAUGUAUGAAGAAGAGGAGGGGGAGAUUUACGAGCAAGAGGAGGGUGAGUAUAACUACGAGGAAGAGGAGGAAGGCAUGGGCUAUGAGGAAGACGAUCUGUAUCCGCUCGACGGGGCGCUGAGCGAGGACCAGGAACCUCCUUACACCCCGACCCCGACCGGCACGGCCCCGACCCUGGCCCCCGAAACGUCUUCCUCUCGCCCUCCGCUCGCCAAACAAGCCUCCCUGCACGAACCGCAGCCCCCGUUUCAUCCUCCCGUCAAUCAGACACAGGCCCCUCCCCAAGAACCGCCCACAGACGCCAAGCCACCCGGCGCGGCUGUACCGCCCGCGUUCUCAGAGGUUCCGCCUCCUUCGCCAAAGGUCACGACCCCUCCGUCCGCAGCCAAACCCCCAGCCCUUUCAGAGGAACCUUUCCCCACAGAGGAGGUGCCUGCGAGCGAGGCCCCGCCCACAGAAAAGGAAAAGGAGAAAACAGAGGCCCCGCCCGAAAGGCCGGCUGAGCCUGUGGACCCAGCCGUGCGGGCUAAGGCUAACUGGCUACGGCUCUUCAACAAAGUUCAACUUCAGUUACAGGAGGCUCGUGGAGAGACCUCUGGAAUUGGAUCGCUAUGGUUACAGUCAGGGCCUGGUGGGGCUUUGUACAGUAUAGAUAGCAUGCCUGACCUGCGGAAGAGAAAAGCUAUUCCUCUGGUCAGAGAUCUGGCUAUGUCUCUGGUUCAGAAUUCACGCAAAGCUGGAAUCACCUCAGCCAUGGCCUCCAGCACUCUGAACAACGAGGAACUGAAGAGUCACGUCUAUAAGAAGACCCUGCAGGCUUUGAUCUACCCCAUCUCCUGCACCACGCCGCAUAACUUCGAGGUUUGGACGGCCACCACGCCCACCUACUGUUACGAGUGCGAGGGCUUGCUGUGGGGCAUCGCCCGUCAAGGGAUGCGAUGUACGGAAUGUGGCGUCAAAUGCCACGAAAAAUGCCAGGACCUGCUGAAUGCAGACUGUCUUCAGAGAGCUGCAGAGAAGAGUUCGAAACAUGGGGCGGAGGACCGGACCCAGAACAUCAUCAUGGUUCUGAAGGAUCGGAUGAAGAUCCGUGAGCGAAACAAACCCGAGAUCUUUGAGAUGAUCCAGGAGGUGUUUGGCGUUCCCAAGGCAACGCACGUGACCCAGAUGAAACAGAUCAAACAGAGUGUUCUGGACGGCACGUCCAAGUGGUCGGCCAAGAUCAGCAUCACUGUGCUGUGUGCUCAGGGUCUGCAGGCGAAGGAUAAGACGGGGUCCAGUGACCCUUACGUCACCGUGCAGGUCGGCAAAACCAAGAAGAGAACCAAGACCAUCUACGGUAACCUCAACCCAGUGUGGGAGGAGACCUUCAACUUUGAAUGCCACAACUCGUCGGACAGGAUCAAAGUGCGUGUCUGGGAUGAGGACGAUGACAUCAAAUCCCGCGUGAAGCAGAAGUUUAAACGGGAGUCGGACGACUUCCUGGGUCAGACCAUCAUCGAGGUGCGAACGCUGAGCGGUGAGAUGGACGUGUGGUAUAACCUGGACAAACGGACGGAUAAGUCGGCGGUGUCGGGGGCCAUUCGUAUGCACAUCAGUGUGGAGAUCAAAGGGGAGGAGACCGUCGCCCCUUACCACGUCCAGUAUACCUGCCUACACGAGAACCUCUUCCACUACGUUACGGACCUCCAGAACAACGGGGUGGUGAAGAUUCCCGACGCCAAGGGUGACGACGCGUGGAAGGUGUACUUUGAGGAGACGCCGCAGGAGAUAGUGGAUGAGUUUGCCAUGCGUUACGGAGUGGAGUCCAUUUAUCAGGCCAUGACGCAUUUCGCCUGCCUGUCGUCUAAGUACAUGUGUCCUGGCGUCCCGGCGGUCAUGAGCACACUGCUGGCCAACAUUAACGCAUACUACGCCCACACCACGCAGGCCACCAACAAUGUGUCUGCCUCCGACCGCUUCGCAGCUUCCAACUUUGGGAAGGAGAGGUUUGUUAAGCUACUGGACCAGCUUCACAAUUCACUGAGAAUCGAUCUCUCCAUGUACAGGAACAAUUUCCCAGCCAGCAGUGCUGAGAGACUCCAGGACCUGAAAUCUACUGUCGAUCUCCUGACCAGCAUCACCUUCUUCAGGAUGAAGGUUCAGGAGCUGCAGAGUCCUCCUCGUGCCAGUCAGGUGGUGAAGGACUGCGUGAAGGCCUGUCUAAACUCCACCUACGAAUACAUCUUCAACAACUGCCACGAGCUGUACAGCCGGGAGUACCAGACCGACCCGGCUAAAGCUGCUGUCCCCCCUGAGGAACAAGGGCCCAGUAUCAAAAAUUUGGACUUUUGGUCCAAACUCAUCACCCUUAUUGUGUCCAUUAUAGAAGAGGACAAGAACUCAUACACUCCAUGCCUUAAUCAGUUCCCUCAGGAGCUGAACGUAGGGAAGAUCAGCGCUGAGGUGAUGUGGAACCUGUUCGCACAAGAUAUGAAAUAUGCCAUGGAGGAGCAUGAGAAGAAUCGGCUGUGUAAGAGUGCUGAUUACAUGAACUUACACUUUAAAGUCAAGUGGCUGUAUAAUGAAUACUGUAAGGAUCUGCCUUUCUUCAAGAGCCGCGUUCCUGAGUACCCAGCCUGGUUUGAGCCGUUUGUCAUCCAGUGGUUGGAUGAAAAUGAGGAAGUUUCUCGAGACUUCCUGCACGGAGCUUUGGAGAGAGAUAAGAAAGACGGGUUCCAGCAGACGUCGGAGCAUGCUCUCUUCUCCUGCUCUGUGGUGGACGUUUUCUCUCAGCUCAAUCAAAGCUUUGAGAUCAUUAAGAAACUGGAGUGUCCUGACCCCCAGAUUGUCGGCCACUACAUGAAGAGGUUUGCCAAGACAAUCAGUAACGUGCUGCUCUCCUACGCUGACAUCAUUGCCAGAGAUUUCCCCAACUACUGCUCCAAAGAGAAAGUGCCCUGUAUCCUGAUUAAUAACAUUCAACAGCUACGUGUUCAGCUGGAGAAGAUGUUUGAAGCCAUGGGGGGCAAAGACCUGAAUGUGGAAGCCAGCGACAUUCUGAAGGAGCUUCAGGUGAAACUCAACAACGUGCUGGAUGACCUGAGUAGAAUCUUUGCCACCAGUUUCCAGCCCCACAUUGAGGAGUGUGUGAAGCAGAUGGGCGACAUUUUGUCUCAGGUGAAAGGGACGGGGAAUGUCCCGGCGAGCGCCUGCAGCAGCGUGGCCCAGGAUGCUGAUAACGUCCUCCAGCCAAUCAUGGAUUUCCUGGACAGCAAUUUGACCCUGUUUGCUAAGAUCUGUGAGAAGACGGUUCUGAAGCGUGUGUUAAAAGAGCUGUGGAAACUGGUGAUGAACACCAUGGAAAAGACCAUCGUCUUACCUCCUCUCACUGACCAGACGAUGAUUGGCAGGGUGAAGCUUGCUUGUCACAGUGAUGGCACUCAACUCAUCUUUAAUGCAGCUAAGGAGCUGGGACAGCUAUCUAAACUGAAGGAGCACAUGGUUCGUGAGGAGGCAAAGGCGUUGUCUCCGAAGCAGUGUGCUGUCAUAGAGCUGGCUUUGGACACCAUUAAGCAAUACUUCCAUGCCGGAGGUGUUGGGCUGAAGAAAACUUUCCUGGAGAAGAGUCCCGAUCUUCAGUCUCUCCACUACGCCUUGUCUCUGUACACCCAGGCCACCGACAAAUUAAUCAAGACCUUCGUCCAGUCCCAGAAUGCACAGGUUCACGGAGGGAAGGGGGUGAGGUAUACCCAUAGUGAAGAUGUGUACCCCGAAAAGGGGUCUGGAGUGGACGACGCAGUGGGUGAGGUGUCCAUCCAUGUCGAGAUCUUCACACACCCCAACACCGGAGAGCACAAGGUCACUGUGAAAGUGGUGGCUGCAAAUGAUCUGCGUUGGCAGACCUCAGGAAUCUUCCGGCCUUUUGUGGAGGUCUAUAUCAUUGGUCCUCACCUCAGCGACAAAAAGAGAAAAUACGCCACCAAGUCCAAGAACAACAGCUGGGCCCCCAAGUACAACGAAACCUUCACGUUCACUCUGAGUAAUGAGGUGGGACCAGAGUGCUAUGAGCUUCAGGUCUGUGUGAAGGAUUACUGCUUCGCCCGCGAGGACCGCACGGUGGGCAUGGCUGUGCUGCAGCUGAAGGACGUGGCAUCGCGCGGCAGCGUGGCGUGUUGGCUUCCGCUGGGCAAACGCAUCCACAUGGACGAAACGGGCCUGACCGUGCUGCGCAUCCUCUCCCAGCGCAACAACGACGACGUGGCCAAGGAGUUCGUCAAGCUCAAGUCCGACCAGCGCUCAGCCGAAGAGGGUAGGGGGAGCUAA